Monoraphidium neglectum is the source of this 202-nucleotide messenger RNA. RefSeq lists its product as hypothetical. The record is from RefSeq and is a predicted model, not a curated record. The annotation marks the transcript as partial. Lineage: Eukaryota; Viridiplantae; Chlorophyta; Chlorophyceae; Sphaeropleales; Selenastraceae. The transcript has a single exon.
GUCGAGCGUCUGCGACAACAGGGCCAGUGGUGGCAGCAGCGGUAUUAGCGACACCAGCAAUAUUGAGUUGAGUGAUGGAGCGCACGAUCAGAGGAGCAGCACAAUUGGCAGCAGCAGCAGCGGCCGCAGCUGCAGCGGCGAUGAUGGUGCCGGUGGCGCCGACAGGCCCGGCGCAGCGCCCUGCCAGCAUCUGCGGCCAUGA